AUGCUGUUCCACUUCGUAGUUGUCAUCCUCGCAACACUCCAGGUGUUCGCCGAUACCUGCCCUCGAAGCUUCGUCCUCCACCCCAACGAAAACAAGGACUACUGCCUCACCAUCGAUGAGGUGCACUCGGGUGGCUCAUCCGCCUAUGUCCGCCGAUGUGCGAAGCCCCCGGCAUUCGGGCAGGUCUGGUAUUUCAUGCCUUUCCCGCGCAAUGCGGGGUACUUCCUUCGCAACGUGAUCGCGGGUACCAACAAUCUGUGCUUGAACGCCGAGCAACGUCAGGCGCUGACACCAGACCGCCUCGAGUCGCCGCCUUACAACGGCCGGCACCUCGCGAUCACCGAAUGCUAUAACGACGGCGCUAACGACUGGAAGCAGAACGGACACCACCAAAUCGAGCUCGGCGCUUUCGUCGACGGUCGCAGUACGUAUCGCCGUCUUCCCCUUCUGACGCACCAGAGUCCUGUAUGGAUCUCCGCGACGGGCGGCUCAAUGGCGGUGCAGUCCAGAUUUGGUACUGCGAUGAAGGGGGACACAAUCCGAACCAGCGCUGGGAGAUUGAGGGUUAUGAGUUUGAAGACUAAUGUGCGAGGUGUCGCGAGACCCGAUCGGGAUGUCGUUUUUGGAGGUUGA
This is a messenger RNA of Trichosporon asahii var. asahii CBS 2479, 633 nucleotides long. RefSeq lists its product as uncharacterized. The transcript is spliced from 2 exons. The coding region runs from base 1 to 633 and encodes 210 amino acids. Lineage: Eukaryota; Fungi; Basidiomycota; Tremellomycetes; Trichosporonales; Trichosporonaceae. The record is from RefSeq and is a predicted model, not a curated record.